Molecule: messenger RNA, 1305 nt
Organism: Tachysurus fulvidraco (yellow catfish)
Lineage: Eukaryota; Metazoa; Chordata; Actinopteri; Siluriformes; Bagridae
Gene: pex11a
Product: peroxisomal biogenesis factor 11 alpha
Exons: 4
Coding region: 97-837 (246 amino acids)
Biological process (GO): peroxisome fission; regulation of peroxisome size
Cellular component (GO): peroxisomal membrane
Source: RefSeq, a predicted model, not a curated record
GCAUGGGCGUAUAAGCGUAAUGCGCAUGCGCGCAAGCGGUGCCCAGCGUGACCGUGUUUCAGUGCGCGUGCAGUUUAAACCAGCGACUCGGUUGAAAUGGAGACUUUUAUUAAUCUGACCAAUCAGAGCCAAGGAAGGGACCGUAUUUUCAGGGCGACGCAGUACGCAUGCGCCUGGGCCAAGUAUCUGCUUCGAAAUGACGCGCAGAGGAAAGUUGUGGUGCAAAAGUUGGCGAGUUUGGAGUCCAACAUGAGCGCAGGACGGAAGCUAUUCAGACUCGGGAAUACAGUGAACUCGAUUGACGCAGCCAGGAGAAGUCUGUACCAGCCCGACCCUGUGCUGCGGUUUUGCCUCACUGUGGCCAAUCUGAACCGUUCGCUUUAUUUCGUUUGCGAUAACGUCCUCUGGGCCAGAAGCAUCCACCUGAUCCAAGAUUUGGAUAAGGACAGAUGGAGCGUAAACGCCAACCGGUAUUACUUUUUCUCCUUGGUGAUGAAUCUCAUCCAGGACGCGUAUCUGAUCGGCCAGCUCAUGCUCCGCAAGUCUCGAGACGGACAACAUCGCCAGAAAGUCGAACGUCACCUCGACGAGAGCCAGGAUGUCGCAACGGUCAUAAUUCCACAGCUGGAUGCUUUCGUUUUCCUUCUAAUUGAGAGCCUCAGGAGUCACCCAGCUCUUGCUCUUGAUGCGCUGAAGAACGUAUGCGAUCUUUUCAUCCCUUUAGAUAAGCUAGGACUUUAUAGGACAAAUGAAGGGGUCACGGGAUUCUGUGGACUCGUUUCAUCCCUUAUCGGCAUACUGCUGCUCUUGAAGCCCGGUUUAAAAAACAAACCCUAAGAGAAGGUGCUCUCACUCACCCAAGGCUUGAAGCUCAGAGGAAAAAGAACUUUAGAGUCUUGGAUGAAUCACUGUGGUGAAGGAGUAACUACCAGAGAGAAUAUUUGAUAUAUGAAUAAAAAUAAUAUGCUUAGUUAAGUAGUUAUCUUUGUGCUGUGAAUCCUAAAUGAGAUUUUCAGUUUGAAACUGAGCCCAUUUUAACACUCACUGUCCACUUUAAUAGGAACAAGUGUAGACCUGCUCAUUUAUACAGUUAUCUGAUCAGCCAAUGUGGCAGCAGGACGAUGCAGAAAAAAUAUACGGAUGCAGGUCAAGAGCUUCAGCUAAUGUUCUUAUCAAACAUCAGGCUGAAGUAAGAGUCUGAUCUCUUUGACUUGGCCUGGUGCCAGAUCUCCUGUAAUUUUCCCAUAAACUGUCCCUAGAGUUUUCAGAGAAUGGUGCGAAAAAUAAAACACUGAUUGAGCAACA